AUGACAAACUAUGAGACUGUUAUUGAAUCAUCGAUGAUAUCUGAGACUGCAGCAAUCAUCUCUUCUGUUCUCACAUUCAUCUCAGCUUCAAUAACUUCUCAUGCUUCUGACACUGUGAUUCUUGAGAACUUCAUGUCAGCAAAGUUGCUGAACGAGGCAAGGAGCCAAAACGAGCAACCUGAAGUUACCAAAGGCGUGCGACAAUUCCGGCUGAAAAUCUUGAUGAGAUCAUCGAACCAUCAGACCCUCCAGCCAUUGUUCUACGGCGUUUGGAUGAUCACCUCCUACCACGCACGAAGUCAAAUACAUUGCCAAAAGAAUCCUUAA
Messenger RNA from Paracoccidioides lutzii Pb01, 327 nucleotides. RefSeq lists its product as hypothetical. The record is from RefSeq and is a predicted model, not a curated record. Bases 1 to 327 code for a protein of 108 amino acids. The transcript has a single exon.